AUGGAGGUCGGUAUCAUUGGCUCGGGAAUCAUUGGCCUAUUAUCAGCCUUAACACUCACCGAUGUCGGCUAUAAAGUGACAAUAGUCGCACGUGAUCUCCCUGGAGAUGAUUCACAGGACUGGGCAAGUCCGUGGGCCGGGGCAGCAAUCUAUCCUCACCCUGACAGCGGUGGAAACUCCCUGCAGAGGGAAAAUUUCAGAUACUACUGGGAUUUAGCCCAUCGUGACCCCACUAGUUGUGGUGUUCAAGCCAUCAAGGCUACAGAAUACUACGAUGACCGCGACAAUGAUUCAAGCAUAUGGUACAAGACAGUCGUGCCCAACUACCGCCUGAUUCAUAGGGAGGACUUACCAAAAGGUUCCAAACUCGGCUUCACCUAUACGUCCAUGACACUCAACCCAGAAAUUCUUCUACCAUGGAUUCAAAAGCAGCUGCAAGCACGCGGCGUGAAAUUCAUCAGGAGAGCACUGCGCUCCAUCGAAGAAGCGAGGAAUAUCACGGGGGCUCGAGUCAUCGUCCAUGCGUCAGGCCUGGGGGCCCAUACCCUGGCCGAUGACAAGAAUGUGGAGGCUAUCCGAGGCCAAACAAUGUUCGUCAAGACAGAUUUUGCAGAGACGAAGAUACACCAGGGCUCGCAUUACACCUACGUGAUCCCUCGACCACAGACCGAUGGCGCAAUCAUGGGAGGCGUGAGCCAGCCUGGUAAUGUAGAUCGCAAUGUUGACAAAGAUCUGCGCGUGGAUAUUCUUCAACGCGUCAUAACGCUUGUCGGUGGAGAACUGGACUCGGUUAGGUUGAAGGAUGUGAAGAAGGACAUUGUGGCCUAUCGACCCGGGCGGAAGGGGGGAUUUCGCCUUGAGGCUGAGGGUAACACGGUGCAUGCUUAUGGGUUUUCAGGCCUGGGCUAUGUUUAUAGUUACGGGGCAGCCUUAAGGGUUCGAGAACUUGUCGAUUCGUUGUGCAGUCGCGAGAAAGAUAGAGGAAGCCGUCUCUGA
Penicillium argentinense is the source of this 996-nucleotide messenger RNA. Its product is annotated as FAD-dependent oxidoreductase. Lineage: Eukaryota; Fungi; Ascomycota; Eurotiomycetes; Eurotiales; Aspergillaceae. Gene Ontology annotation, molecular function: FAD binding; D-amino-acid oxidase activity. The record is from RefSeq and is a predicted model, not a curated record. Bases 1 to 996 code for a protein of 331 amino acids. The transcript has 3 exons.